Stegostoma tigrinum is the source of this 1949-nucleotide messenger RNA. RefSeq lists its product as uncharacterized. The transcript has 8 exons. The record is from RefSeq and is a predicted model, not a curated record. Gene Ontology annotation, biological process: DNA integration. NCBI's taxonomy places the organism in Eukaryota, Metazoa, Chordata, Chondrichthyes, Orectolobiformes, Stegostomatidae. Gene Ontology annotation, molecular function: nucleic acid binding. The coding region runs from base 286 to 1530 and encodes 414 amino acids.
CCGUCGAGCGGACAUGGAGCCUGAAAUCUUCCAGGAAGAUGUUGUCGGUGUGAAAGCAGCGGCAGGCAAAGAACGGGCCCCGGGGGGGAGGCCUGGGCCUGGGGCCGGGGCUCCCUCCCGCUCCCUCCAUCCCGCACAGCCGCCCGCCCGAGCGCCGAUCACUCCCCGGGGGGCGGACUGACAACCAGAGAAACAACACCAGGGGGUGCAGCAGGAAACCCGUUCCGGCGGGAGCCCGCACGAACGUUCCGCGGGCGGAUUGUCCCCCCCCUGUCCCCUCACAGCAUGUGCGAUGGAAACCGGAGCGUGUGUACCCAGACGGAGCGGUACGGGGGCCGGUACCGGUACGUUUACAGAUACCUGUCCCAAGGGGCCUACUCCUGGGCCCUGGGCCCCCUGCAGCGGAGGAGCGUCCGGAGGCUCGCCGCCAACUUCAGGCUGGAAGGUGGCUGUUUGUACUACGUGGGACCAAAGAAGGAUGAGAAGAGAGAAGUGGUGGCAGAUCGUGAGAAGCGACGACAGAUAUUCCUGGAAUGUCACUUCUCUGAUAUUGGCUGCCAUCUGGGUCAGAAAAAGACUGCGCACAGAAUUCAAAGCCGAUAUUAUUGGUUGGGGAUUGUAAAGGAUGUUGUCGACUGGAUUAAAAUGUGUGAAACCUGCCAGCAUGCAGAACACUACAAGAACGUGAACCGCAAACUCCCACUCUUGAAAGUAACCAGACCGUGGGAAAUUCUCGUCUUUGAUCUCAUUGGUCCAUUCCCAGAAACCACCUGUGGAAAUACCUAUGUACUGAUGGUUACUGACUAUUUCACAAAGUGGGUUGAAGCCAUUCCAAUACAGAAGAAAGAUGCUUUGUCAGUAGCCAAGGGGUUGGCUGCCACUUUUUACAGGUUUGGGGCUUCAAGAGACAUAUUCUCCAGUGAAAGCAGAGUAUUUUGUGACGAGGUUAACAAAAACCUGUUUGAAAGAUGGAACAUUAGUCACAAAGUGACUCCUGCUGAACACUUGCAGCGCGCAGGACUCGUUGACAGAACCAAUGAAAUAUUAAAAGCAGCAAUUAGAAAUACAGUAAACUCCAAGCAGACCGAGUGGGAUGACUGCUUGGACCCUGUUCUGUUUGAGUUUCGGACAUCAGUAAACUCAAGUACUAAGUUUACACCUUUUUUUCUACUUUAUAAUCGUGAAGCACAGCUGUCAUCUGAGGGAAAACGUGAAAUUUCUCCUGAGUACAGGUCACCAGAAACUUGUGGCAUCAAAACAGAAAGCCUAGACGAGUUUACCAGUUCUGUGAGUGAGCAGCAAAAUGCAGUUAAAGAAAUGGUGAUUGCUAACAUGGCUGCAGCUCACAAACAGGAAAAGAAGAAUGAAAAGAGGAAAGCCAGGAAAGGAACUGGAUUCACUGCCAGCAAGGAAGUGUAUCCAAGAAACACUAACCCAACAACUAAAAAGCACAAGAAAAGUCACUUUGUUUCUUUCCACAUUGAAACAACCUUGUCCUCCGAGCACCGUGUGAAUGGUGGGGUGUCAUGAAAUGACUUUUUGUUGAUAUUUGGCCCAGCAACUGAAGGAGAGAAACUUUACAAAUGGAUCCUCCUUGGAUGGCAUCUUAACAAUGGCGUAAGGAACAGUGAGAAAUUGAACACAGCCCGAGGCUCAGUGCUGUAAUGUGCCGAGUUGACCAAAUGCCAUCUGUGAAGUUGACUAUGAAUCAAGAUUAAAACAUUUUGCAUCAGAAUUAUUUUAUCCACACACAGCAUUAACUGUCGAAAGCAGAAUGUUGCAGAUGCUGUUCAUUCGUUAACUGUGAUCGUUUGUGCUGAGUUUGGUUGAAAGUUUGCACCAUGUGAUCAUUUAAUACCUACUAAAAUCAUCACUGUAAAGUUGUGCUGAAUGCGAUUUUAAAAAGUGUUUCAGUCAAUUUGCAGAAAUACAUAUUAUCAUUUCAGAAA